Messenger RNA from Cladocopium goreaui, 323 nucleotides. The record is from the annotation of a GenBank genome assembly. Lineage: Eukaryota; Dinophyceae; Suessiales; Symbiodiniaceae.
GCUGAAAUAUCCUGAAGUGCGUGAAGGUGUGAAGAAAUUCUCUGAUUGGCCAACGAUUCCUCAAUUGUACGUGAAAGCAGAGUUCGUGGGUGGUUGUGACAUCGUGAUGCAGAUGCACAAAGAUGGUGAGUUGAAAGAAAUCCUGCCAAAACCCAAGACCAGUGAGUAAUCGAACCAUGUCGAACCCGUGGCCGGGUGCCAAUGCAUGGGUUGUCAUGGUCGUGCGUCUUCUCGAAAUUCGAACCGUGAACGGUUGCUUUGUUAAUGGGGCCUUUGCAACACAGUUGAACCAUGCAGAACCAAUUCCGUUCGAUACACUUGCG